AUGGCAGGGUGUGAGGAUGUCUCCUCCAGCUGGUGGCCAGGCCUGAGCUCCCUCUCCGUGUCCUGCAGGUCUGCGUUGGGCCGCAAAGCUGCCCUCUCCACGCUGUCCAUCCUGGUGGCCCUGCUGAUUGCUGGUGCCAAGCCGGUGAAAAAGAUGAAGAUGGCCUUGGUGAACACGCCCCUGGCCAUGAGGGUCCUGCCUCUUGCCCCCUCUGCAGGCAACAUGGACAUGGCCCCCGCUAGCAACAAAACCGAGGACCAAGUGAAGCACCUGCUGCUGCAAGCAGACCCCAGGAAGAUGUUCCCGGAGCUGAAGGACAACCUGAUGGACAACCUGAAAAGCCUGAAGAACACCAUGACUGAUGCAGACUGGAAGUCCUUUGAAUCCUGGAUGCACAAGUGGCUGCUGUUUGAAAUGGCCAAGAACUCCAAGCCAGAGGAGCAUAAGGCAAUCCCAGCAGAGAAAGUGCAAACUAAGUGCCAGGCGGAGGCCAAUUCUGAGGGUGUCCAGCCGGGUCGCUUCCGCCCGCAGUGCGAUGAGAACGGUGACUACCUGCCCAAGCAGUGCCAUGCUGCCACAGGCUACUGCUGGUGCUCCUACAAAAAUGGCACCAGGAUUGAGGGCACUGCCACUCGGGAAAAGCUGGACUGCCCUGAUGCUGCCGCUGCUUCUGCCACCACUGCAGAGCCAGAGGAGAUAAUCUUCUCCGGGGUGGACAUGCUCAAGCUGGGUGCGGAGAAAGGUGGCUACAACAUCACCAUCUAA
This is a messenger RNA of Fulmarus glacialis (Northern fulmar), 765 nucleotides long. RefSeq names its product CD74 molecule, major histocompatibility complex, class II invariant chain (gene CD74). Gene Ontology annotation, molecular function: MHC class II protein binding; macrophage migration inhibitory factor binding. The transcript is spliced from 8 exons. The coding region runs from base 1 to 765 and encodes 254 amino acids. Gene Ontology annotation, biological process: protein trimerization; cell-matrix adhesion; antigen processing and presentation. Lineage: Eukaryota; Metazoa; Chordata; Aves; Procellariiformes; Procellariidae. Gene Ontology annotation, cellular component: basement membrane; membrane. The record is from RefSeq and is a predicted model, not a curated record.